This is a messenger RNA of Prunus mume (Japanese apricot), 2278 nucleotides long. RefSeq names its product tRNA synthetase class II (D, K and N) family protein. The record is from RefSeq and is a predicted model, not a curated record. Gene Ontology annotation, molecular function: nucleic acid binding; ATP binding; aspartate-tRNA ligase activity. Gene Ontology annotation, cellular component: mitochondrion; cytoplasm. Gene Ontology annotation, biological process: aspartyl-tRNA aminoacylation. Lineage: Eukaryota; Viridiplantae; Streptophyta; Magnoliopsida; Rosales; Rosaceae.
UCUAUCCACAUACUCUGCCACCCGCCAUGUCCCUCCUCCGCAGGACCUUCCCUCUCCUACCCCUCCGUUCCAAACCCCUAAACCCUCUCCUAUCCCACGCCUUCCUUAUUCUCAAACCCUCCUUCUCUAAACCACUUCCCAAACACACCUCCAUUUUCUCUUCUUCGUCUUCUUCUUCCUCCUCCACCUCCUCUUCCACCACACCCAUUUCCAAUCCCAAGACCCCAAUUGCCCCGACCCCUCUCCAAUGGGUCACCCGAACCGGCUUCUGCGGCGAGCUAUCCACGGCCGAUGUGGGCAGACGGGUCACGCUUUGCGGGUGGGUCGCCCUCCACCGGGUCCACGGCGGCCUCACCUUCCUCAACCUCCGGGACCACACCGGCUCUGUUCAGGUCACCACUCUUCCCGAUACGUUUCCCGAUGCUCAUUCCGCCAUUAACGACUUGAGACUCGAGUACGUCGUUGCCGUCGAAGGCGUUGUCCGGUCUAGACCGGCUGACUCCGUCAACAAGAAGAUGAAAACGGGCUUAAUAGAGGUUGCGGCAGAGAGUGUUCAGGUGUUGAAUGCUGUGAGGUCUAAGUUGCCAUUUUUAGUGACUACUGUAGAUGAUGCUAAGGAUUCUGUUAAGGAGGAGAUACGUCUAAGAUACCGGUGCCUUGAUCUACGCCGUCAACAAAUGCAUUCAAACAUGAUGUUACGGCAUAAAGUUGUGAAAUUGAUUCGGAGACAUCUCGAGGAUGUACAUGGUUUUGUAGAGAUUGAGACUCCAAUACUCUCUAGAUCUACACCGGAAGGUGCCCGAGAUUAUUUAGUGCCCUCAAGAGUUCAGCCAGGAACAUUUUAUGCAUUGCCUCAAAGUCCACAACUGUUCAAGCAAAUGUUAAUGGUUUCUGGUUUUGAUAAGUAUUAUCAAAUAGCAAGGUGCUUUCGAGAUGAAGAUCUAAGAGCUGAUAGACAACCCGAAUUCACACAGCUUGAUAUGGAGCUUGCUUUCACUCCUUUGGAGGAGAUGCUGAAGCUUAAUGAAGAUUUAAUUAGAAAGGUUUUUCUAGAGAUCAAAGGUGUACAUCUCCCAAACCCUUUUCCUAGGCUUACAUAUGCUGAAGCAAUGAGUCGAUAUGGUUCAGACAGGCCAGAUAUUAGAUUUGAUCUUGAGUUAAAAGAUGUAUCUGAUAUAUUCUCAGAUUCCCCCUUCAGGGUUUUUGCCGAUACUUUGCAAAGUGGGGGAGUUCUCAAAGUUUUAUGCGUACCUUCAGGUGCUAAAAGCUAUUCAAACACGGCUCUAAAGAAGGGUGAUCUUUACAAUGAAGCAAUCAAAUCUGGAGCGAAGGGUUUGCCUUUCCUCAAGGUCUUGAAUGAUGGGGGAGUUGAGGGAAUUCCUGCGUUGGUAUCUACUAUGGAUCCAACAAAUACCGAGCAGUUUCUGAGUCGUUGCUCUGCCAGACCAGGUGAUCUUAUCUUGUUUGCAGUGGGUCAUCAUUCAUCAGUUAAUAAAACUCUAGAUCGACUACGGGUGUAUCUGGCACAUGAGCUUGGUUUGGUUGAUGAUUCCAGGCAUUCAAUUCUGUGGGUGACCGAUUUCCCAAUGUUUGAAUGGAAUGAUCCUGAGCAAAGGCUGGAGGCCUUGCACCACCCUUUCACUGCCCCAAAUCCUGAAGACAUAAAAGAUCUUUCUUCUGCUCGUGCUUUAGCUUAUGACAUGGUUUACAAUGGAGUUGAGAUUGGUGGGGGAAGUUUGAGAAUAUAUAAACGUGAGGUGCAGCAAAAAGUUUUGGAAAUUGUUGGUAUCUCCCCUGAAGAGGCUGAAGCGAAGUUUGGCUAUCUUCUCGAGGCUUUAGACAUGGGUGCCCCUCCGCAUGGGGGGAUUGCUUAUGGUUUGGAUAGAUUGAUUAUGUUGUUGGCGGGUGCUAAUUCCAUUAGGGAUGUCAUAGCUUUCCCAAAAACGACAACUGCACAGUGUGCCCUCACGCGAACACCAUCUCAGGUGGAUCCGCAGCAGCUAAAGGAUCUAUUGUAUCAGACUCAUUAGUACAAUCUUCAAUCGGCUUAUCCAUAUCAGAAGAUAUAGCUACCCAUAUUUCUGUUCCCUAAUUGUUAUUGCACUUGAUCAUUGAGCUUGUGUGGUCUGGACAAGUCAAUUUUUGAUUUCCCAGGGAACUAUAUAGUACUGUCUGUUAAAGAUAUUUAUGAUAAGUUUUCUUUUUUCUUAUUCAUAAACCCUAUGAUACCCGAUCUUAUUCAUGACCCAGAACUGAACAACAGUUUUUUUGCAUUGUA